AUGGGUCGUCGCCUGCCGUGGAACCACCCCCACCUGCGACUCAAUUCCGCCGCCGCCGCCCCGUCCACGAGCAAACAGCAGCGCCUCAACCCUGAGCUUAAAUCUCACCUCAGCCCUCACAUCCAUACGCCCUGCCCCGAUUCCAACGAUAUGCCUUACAGCAAAACACCCCGAUCGUCCCGAGCCCGUGGUCGUCUCAUGCAAAACGACCACACCCCUUCCAAAGCACCCUCGUCCUCUGCCAGGCCGUACACCUCUUCGAGGAAGCAACGCCUCAGUGGUCUCUACGCAGACGGCAUCUGGUACUGCAACUGUGAACCCCGCUGUGAGGCUAAGCAAUAUCCCGUCAAGAAGAAGAGCCCCAAUAAGGGCAAGCUCUUCUGGACCUGCGUCCUCCGCGCCUGCGACUUCUUCCUCUGGGAUGAUGAUGCUGCCGCCCGCACCCUGGGCCUCACCGUAACGACCAUCGAAGACCCUGUCCCUCGAACUGAGCCGUCUCCCGUUGCACCGUCUUCAACCCGCCCCAAGGGCAAGCAGCCAGAGCUGGCAGAACCCCCUUCGACCGCUCCAGCCGACCGCAGCCCCAAGAGCAAGAUUUGCGACUUUUUCCCCAAAUCACCCAGAAACGAGAUCGCCAAGGCGGCAGUGCGAGCUGCCAUUGACAUAUCGUCUGAGGAGGACAAUGGAGUGCAUGCGCCUGCCGGCCCUGCUUCCUCCAAGCAGGCACCAUUGACGGCGAGCAAACGCCAGAGGAGCCAAGUCCACGAGGAAGAAGACCUGAUCGGCGACCUCUCCUCCGAUGAGGAACGGCAGCUCAACGAGGCCGUGACGCGCAGCUCUCAGAAACUCCGCGGCAACAACCUCCAACCCCAGAGCUUCCUUACCCCUGCAACCGAGCGUACCACGGAUCUUCUCAACGGCAUGCCUACCCCGGCCACAGCCCGCGUUCUCUUCCCAGGCCCCAAGCUCAAGCGCCUCAAAACGUCGAAUGACGACUUGGGCACCGUGUCUCCCGGCCUCGAAACCCCGCAACAGACACCUGCGACCUCGCGCACCCGUGACGCCCUGCAGAGUAGUCCCGCCACCCACAGCGACGCCGAGAUUGAGAUCACGGAAGCGGUCAUGGCGCUGCUCAGGGACCAGCAUCUACCCCCCGCCCUCACGCUUUCGCUCAGAAACACACUCGACCGACACGCUGCGCGCACGCGCGGCUUGAUCAAGGGGCGCGAUGCCGUCCGGGGCCAGCUGAGAGCCAAGGACGAGAGGGUCGCGCAGCUGCAGGAAAGAAUCGUGGCGCUGGAGAAUAAGAACAAAGCCAUGAGAGCUUCGCUGACGGAUAUGAAGGCAGGAUUGCAAAACUUGUAUGCUCAGCAUUGA
Molecule: messenger RNA, 1377 nt
Organism: Verticillium nonalfalfae
Lineage: Eukaryota; Fungi; Ascomycota; Sordariomycetes; Glomerellales; Plectosphaerellaceae
Exons: 1
Coding region: 1-1377 (458 amino acids)
Molecular function (GO): zinc ion binding
Source: RefSeq, a predicted model, not a curated record